This is a messenger RNA of Cydia strobilella, 6901 nucleotides long. Its product is annotated as serine/threonine-protein kinase CG17528. Bases 198 to 2054 code for a protein of 618 amino acids. Gene Ontology annotation, biological process: intracellular signal transduction; protein phosphorylation. Lineage: Eukaryota; Metazoa; Arthropoda; Insecta; Lepidoptera; Tortricidae. Gene Ontology annotation, molecular function: ATP binding; protein kinase activity. The transcript is spliced from 14 exons. The record is from RefSeq and is a predicted model, not a curated record.
CCAACCGUUCGCAUAGAGUAGGUACCUAAUAGUGCCUGCUUAGCUUUACGCUGCUUUUCGUGUGAUUCAUAAAUUUAUCGAAGCCGUAGCCGCUAAUUAAUUACUUGUUCUAGUUUGUCUAUCCAUGUGACGUUAUUAAAAGUUAUUUUAUUCGAAGCCACAUACAGUAGGUUUGCUGAUUGUUGGAGGAAAAAAGGAUGGAGAAUUUGAGCGGUAGUGGAAGUCAAUCGAGUUCCGUUAGUGAGCUCGAAAAAGAUUUUAAUGAAAUAUUGCAAAACAGAAAAAACCGCCGUAGUAUAGUUGUUCGAACGUCAGCUUCUCGAAAAGCAAAACGAGUAAGGUUUUUUCGGAACGGUGACAAGUUCUACUCGGGAGUUAUAAUUCCAGUCUUGCCUGAAAGAUACAGGUCUUUUGAUAGUUUAAUAGCAGAUUUGACAAGAGUAUUAGUGGACAAUGUAACAUUGCCUAGUGGUGUCCGGACAAUAUAUGCUUUAGAUGGUAAAAAAAUAGGAAAACUCGAUGACCUUGAAGAUGGCCAAUCCUAUGUGUGCAGUGGAUUUGGAGAACCAUUCAAACGAUUGGACUAUGAAGCCAGUGCUGUGACUCCACAAUCGUUUAGAUUAAGUGGUCCCGAAUCACCUAGUGACCUGAAUCUAAGUGUAAAAGCUACCAACAGAUAUUCCCGAUGUAUCCAGGCAAACGGCGCGCUAGCUGCCAGCAACGGGACCGCGCGGGUCAGUCCGGUUCCUUCGGAAACCGUGAUUCGAUCACGUAUUGUAACCAUCAUAAGGAACGGAGUAAAGCCACGCAAGGUAUGCAGACUGUUGCUAAACAAGCGCAACAGCCCGACACUAGAGCAGGCAUUGGCAUCCAUCACCGACUGCGUGAAACUGGACACGGGGUGCGUUCGGAAAGUCUUCACGCAGUCCGGAACUCCCGUCACCGCAUUGCACCAGUUUUUUCAAGGCGAAGACGUGUUUUUUGCAUACGGAAAUGAAAGGGUAAAUCAGGAAGACUUUGAACUCGAAUUUGAAGAAAGUAAAGCUGUGCUACAAUGCAGAAAGACGCCCAUUACCAGAACUACAAGGAGAGGCCCGUCACCGCGCAUGCCAAACAAGGCUGGCGGGGUAAGCCGCAAGGUGGAGACGGGCGAAACGCCCGACGAUGCGCCCAUUACCAUCGACCUGUCGCUUAUGCCGCAGCCUCUAAGGCUCAAGUACAACAUAGGGGACAUCGUAGGCGAAGGCAAUUUUGCAGUAGUGCGCAUUUGCAAUAACAAAACGACUGGCCAAAAGUAUGCUCUGAAAGUAAUAGACAAGCUAAAAUGCAAGGGCAAGGAGCAUUAUGUAGCAGCAGAGGUCCGAGUGAUGCGAAAGCUGUGUCAUCCGCGUAUCGUCACGCUGUAUGACCAGUUUCACACGCCGGAAUGGCUUUUCCUUGUACUGGAGUUAGUUAGCGGUGGCGACUUAUUUGACAACAUCACCGCCGCCGGUGUGUUCUCGGAAGCGCAGGCCCGCUUGCUGAUCAGCCACCUAACAUCCGCCAUAGCGUAUAUACAUUCGCUCUCGAUUGUACAUCGCGACAUAAAACCUGAAAAUCUAUUAGUGGAGAUAGCCCCAGACGGCACCAUACGAGGCCUAAAGCUCGCAGACUUCGGUCUAGCCGUCGAGGUCACGGGGCCACUGCGCGCCAUCUGCGGUACGCCCACCUACGUCGCCCCUGAGAUCCUCUUGCAAACUGGCUACGGCUUAAAGAUCGACGUAUGGGCGGCGGGCGUGAUCCUAUACAUCCUGCUGUGCGGUUUCCCUCCGUUCUCGUCCCCCAACGGCGACCAGGAGCGGCUGUUCGACGCGAUCCUGUCCGGGCGGCUGGAGUUCCCGGCGCAAUCGUGGAAGCACGUGUCGUCCGGCGCCAUCGACCUCGUGGCCAACAUGCUGCGCCCGCAGCCCGAGCUGCGCUUCGCGGCCGAGGACGUGCUCGAUGACGCGUGGAUGUCGGAGGACUACGACGGGAACAGCGACUCGGGGCUGUGGCAGGACGUGGACUCGUCAUAGCGCGGCGCCGGCGCCGCACCGCGCUCGCGCGCCCCUCGCUCCCUGUAGUGCAGUCCCGGGCUCUGAGCCUCACGGCGAUCAUAUCGUAAAUAUCAAACGGCUAAAUUCCACCUCCUCCUACUUGUACAAUUAAACUUGUAAACAUGCAAAACGACAGCCAUUUACUAAGUAGAGCAGCAGACACGACGGCAUAUAUUGUGUGGCAUUGCUAAACACAUUUUACUGUACAUUUAUAUUCAUACCUCUCCGUUGCUCGCUCACACAUAUAUUGCUGUCGCAUAUGACCAUCUUUAUUAGCGGCUGGCUGCAGUUGUACAUUUGCGCGCGAGUAACCCAGACAGCAAGACAUCAUUGAGCAAUAUACAAAAUUCUCCUUGCUCUGCGACUGCCCUUUACUUACCAACACACGUAGAAGUAAAGUUAUCACGUUGUAGUGAGGCCAACCAGGGCAUUUUCAUUUAGUCAUGUACCUUAUUCAGUCGGACUAUAAGACGUUACGUCUCAAUAUAAGACGGACUUUUAAGUAUACUUGAGUUAAAUAGAGGAUGUCCACUAAUGUGGUCAGUUAAUGUUGCCAUUAAAUCAUCAAUAAGUGAUGGCCGGCCGGGACGGGGCAGCCGCGUCACGUGUCACAUCCUUAAUUGUUUGUUGUUUGUAUGACGUCGGUUGAAAAUAAAAACUCAUUAGCCAAUCAGUCACUGUGGUAAAUACCUCGUGAAUACCUCGCAAUGCAUCAACAUGUGACACGAAUUUACUUUAAGAGGAAAGGGUGUGAUCGAUUCUCCAUACAAACGUAGUAACGAGAAAUUAAUGGUCUGAUUGGAUGAAAUUUAUCUUAUUCAUUGUAAUUUGUAUUAAUUACACGAACGAACAAACAAAUCGGUUAAAAACCGACUAUUAUUGAUCCAGUUGAUCACUUUAAGGCAGUUUACUGGAACACGGAAUGCUGUAACUAUUUAUUAAAUUACUAUUUAUACUGUUUUUAUUAGUGUUGAGCUUGACAAAAUUUUGGUGGUAACUCCUGGGAAAUAAAAUUCCCACCUUUCACCAGUGGUAACUACUGGAGAAAGAAAAUCCCAGUAGUUACCAACAACACGGUUUGGUUCGGUUAGGUGGUAACUACUGGGAUAUUUUUUUACCACUACCACUAGUAAAAGGUGGGAAAAAAACCAGGGGCCCAUUUCUCGAGCGAUAUUAGACUAAUAUUAUUAGUGUGUUGCUAUGGGGACUCAUACGAUUUGACAGUUCGUGGACUAAUAAUAUUAGUAUAAUACCUUUCGAGAAAUGGGCCCCUGUACUUACACUGGUAAUAACUUGGUGGUAACUAGUGGGAAUAACCCAAAAAUAUUUUCAAUCAAGCUAAGAUCCAGAGAGGAAAAUGGGGACUACGUUAGUAUGGAAAUGCGGUUUCGAGGCGGUUGUCCCUUUCGUCUUAAGGUUAUAACAUUUUUCGCAUUUGCUUGUUAGUGUUGAUAUCUACCGACGGGCUUAUUUUUAACAUCUUGGUGGUAUUUAGAGAAUGUAAAAGAACUAUUGGUGACAAAUGUGAAUCCAUUUUAUCCUAAUUUACUGUUUAGUUUGUAAACUUUGCCAUGUUUGAUAUUUACCGUAUUUAUCGUCGUGGGCGCGUUCGGACUAGCCCCGCGUAUAUUAUAAGCGCUGUAUGCAAGGCAAUAUUAGGCAUUUAUGGAACUAACAAGUUUCGGUACCUUUAGAAUUUUUAGAUACAUAUUUACACUUAUAUAAACAUGAAUAGUGCUAAAAGGUGAAAGAAAAUUUUUAAAUAACCCUGGAUAAUCACGCACAUCGAUGCUACAAGCAUAUUUUGCAAGUUGGCUCUAGCUCUACGGAUACAGGCGUGGUUUAUCAACUCAUCAGUACUCUAUAGUGUAGUGUUAACUUCUGCGAAGAAUAGUCCCGCUAAUUUUAGUUAGAACUUGCAGGAAAACAAAUGCUCUAUUGUAGUUCCAACAAUAAAACUACCGGGAAUAGACAUGAAGAGCAGCUGCCCGGGCUUCGCUUAUACAGCCUUGAUAACCGCUGGGGAGCCCUAUAGGCUGAAAAUAAUAAUUCAUAACACCAAUACCAAAGUUACUUCUAAUAUAUUAUCAAUAUCCAUUUUUAACUUUGAAUGUUGGUAUGGAAAUAAAGUUUUCUGGGCGUGUUAUAUAUGCUACUAAUGUGAUAUAACCAAGUCCGAAUAAUUUUGCCAGUUUUUAAAAAACGGAUUAAUAAGUCACCUGCAAAAGUAACUAAAUAGACGAAAAUACGCACCCGACUGUAUUGUACCAACACCGACAAGACCUAGUGCACAUUAGUUGAAGCACGCCGCUCGGGGACAUAUCUGCUCGUGACUGUAAGCACCGCACCUCCUUAGUGUUAAAGAGCCCCAUGUCCUUAAUAAAUUGACACGAACAACUUACAUAUUAGGUCUCUACAAGAUACAUUAUUUUUAUUUAUUAUAGUAUUAACAUGGCCAAGUAAUGGGCCUUGGGCAGAAACAAACUUGUCAUAUAAUAAAACACAUGCGUAUAUAGAUAGUCCAUGACCUAGCCUUAAUGUAAGUACGCGUUUUAGUCGAAGGAAUUAAUAAUAUUUUUGGUGGAUGUUAGCAUAUAUCCGUCUAUGUCAGAAAGUAUUAGAGGAGCUUUGCUUGUCUCUUAGGGCCUACUUUAUUCGCCAAAGGUGCUUUAACUUGUAAAAGUGGUUGAACCAUAUUUGGAUAAGGUCUUGCUCAGUGGGUUUAAAAGACUCUUUAUUUCGUGAUAUUUCAAGAUAACAAUGCCAAAAGCUUACGUCAUUGUUUUCAUUUCAAAUUGUAAUUAGAUAUAUUAAUAUACGUAAAAUAAAAUGAACUAUGCACUAGUAUAUAGUGACGAAGUACGGCGUGACGAACAAAGGAAAAACACUCGUGACGUUAAAACCCCUAAUAUGCAAAAUAUUGUAUGCUUAUUAUUGCUAAAAUUAUAUUUAAACAAAUAUAACCAAAUGAAGGCUAGAUAGCACGUGGAUGAAUGGAUGGUAAUUCAUGAAUAAAAGUCUGAUAACAUUUGGUAGCAUUUAACGUAUGACUGGGCUAUUAUUAUUUUAUUAAUAUUUAUCAGGCCCACUUGCGCCAUCCCACUAACCCGAGGUUAAGCAGUUAAACCGUUAACCAAGUGUCAAAUUGUACUGGUAACCAUAGUAACUCCAGGUUUAACCGGUUAACCCCGGGUUAGUUGAAUGGUGCAAGUGGCGCUUAAUGACAUGCGCAAUCUUUAUUGUCGUUUUAGAUAACUAAUGAAUUUAUCAUACUGGAGGUGUUCUGCAGACUGCAGUGUGCAGUCGAUGCUGGCGGUGAGACGGAAUGACACUGGUUUUCAUUAUUGGAGUUGUCCAAACAUUACACACAGCUCCAGUAUGUUAAAUAUGACAUGUUAACAUUAUCAUGAAUAGUAUCUCUUACAAGAAAGGUUAAAACUGUAUGAUGAAGUUAAUUACACAAAUAUUAUAGUGAACCGACAGCUUGUCAAACAUGUCCUUGUGUUUUUAAUUGAUUUUUGUAUGAUAUAAAAAAAAUGGUUUAGAUUAUUAUAAAAUUGAAGACUUGUAUUAUUCGGAAUGUGCUGGAGUUAGCUAUAAUAUUUCAUAGGGAAAUAUUGGCUACUGUUGGCUCACUGUAUUCGUUUUAGAAACAACGUAUACGUAUACGUGUGCGGUUUUAUUGUAUACUGUAUGUUGUAUGAUUGAUAACAAAUGAAAAAUAUAUACCUAGAUUUAUAUAAAUUUUAAUAUAAAUAAUAUUUAUGAAACAAUGAUUUAUUUUAUGAAAUUAGUCUAUUCAAUUUUUUUCUUAUUAGUGUGCAUAAAAUAUAAUAAUUAAGAGUGUAGCCUGCUGAAUAGUUUAAUAGUUUGGUGCAGAAGUAAGCUUAUAUUAGAUGGUAGGUAGGUAUAUUAUAUUAGGGGAUGACUGCAGGGGCAGUUCGACGCAAACAACAUGGAAGAGUCAGUCGAGAGCAUCUCGCACGGAAGCGUGUGCCAAAUUUAGUCCACUCAUCAUUCAUUAGAUCAAAUCAAUCACAAAGAUGACACUCGAAUAAUCGUAAUCUGAUGGAAGUUUCAUUCAGUAUAGUGUGACAAAGGCAUUUUAAAACGAGACUUGGAAGAAAUGCUAACUAGAACUACCAGUGAGAGUAUAAGUAUCAAAUAUGAUUUUGUAUUUUGGUAUCAGGCAAAUAAAAAUGAUUGUAUUGGCCUGCGUUGCGAUAUAUGGAUUUUGGUGUUGAAUGUUUUUGUUUUUAUUUUAUUUCUAAUAUUAAUGAUCAAUUAGUUAUCAUAUGAAUUUAUAAAACGCAAUGUCCUAAUGAUGUUGAAUAUUGUGACAUGACUAUAUAAAAGAAUUUUUUUGCACUACGCACUAAAACUAAUUAUAAGUAUUAUUACAGAACCAGUAAAACUAGCAAUGCGUGCGUAGAAAGUCUAAGUGCCAGUUGCACCAUCCGCACUUAACAGACUGAUCAACGUCACCCGGCGCGCCGCGGCGCGGCGGUUCACUAUGAAGCUAUUCAUACAAUAACAUUGAGCGAACUCUUUAACGAUGACAAACAGUUUGGUGCAACCGACCCUAAGUAACAUAAAUUCUUUAUAGCAGUCUUCAAAAUAAAAAGCCAUUCCCAAGCGUUUUAGUAAACGUUAAUUUGCAUUAGUAAUAACUAUCGCACUCGGCGACUUUUUGCAGCGAUACAGCUAGGGGCCCUUUUUGUCAUUUGAUUAUUAAUAAGAUCUAUAAGGAUAACUUUAUGCGUCACUGCUAAAUUGACGCCACAGUAAAGAAAAGUAGGUGUUAAAUUGCAAAUGUAGCGUACAUU